AUGGGCAUCCAAGGCAAGAAGCCAUCUAGGAGCAGUCUUCUGCCACUGCUAAAGAGCAUACAAAAGCCAACACACCUUCGGAAUUUUGCUGGUCAGACAUUGGGUAUUGAUGCCUAUGGCUGGCUGCAUCGUGGCACAGUUGCGUGCGCUAUCGAACUCGCCCAGCAGAAGCCGACCAGGAAGCAUAUUGAGUUCGCACUCAGCCGUGUGCGGAUGCUUAUACACUUUGGCGUGAAGCCUUUCCUGAUCUUCGAUGGCGACUAUCUACCGAGCAAAUCUCAUACAGAGAGGGACCGCGCUACGAGACGGAAGGAGAGUAAGCGUGCAGGCCUGGAGCUCUUACGCAUGGGACGAGUAUCGCAGGCGCAUCUGGAGUUGCAAAAAGCGGUCGAUGUCAGUCCGUUGAUGGCACGAGAGCUUAUCGAAGAGCUGAAGAGACUGGACGUGCCAUACAUCGUGGCACCCUACGAAGCAGACAGUCAACUAGCAUAUCUGGAGAAGCAGGGCAUUAUAUCUGGCAUAUUGAGCGAGGACUCGGACCUGCUCGUCUUUGGCGCGCAAUGUCUGCUCACAAAGCUGGAUCAAUACGGCGAAUGCAUCAUGAUUAAUCGCGCUGACUUCACGGCUUGCCGAGAGAUCAGCUUGGUGGGCUGGGCGGACAAGGAGUUCCGGAUGAUGGCCAUGCUGAGUGGGUGUGAUUACCUGCCAGGUAUAGAGAAGAUGGGAUUGAAGACUGCGUACAGGCUCGUACGGAAGCACAAGGCUGUUGAUCGUGUUGUGAGAACAGUGCAAUUCGAUGGAAAGAUGAAAGUGCCUCCAGGGUAUCUGGAGGCUUUCACGAGGGCCGAGCAGACGUUUCUGUACCAAUGGGUAUUCUGUCCUGAAGCCCAGGCACUCGUCAAUCUCAAUGCCAUACCAGCAGAGCUCGAUGCAGAGGACAUGCCAUACAUCGGUCAUUCAGUCGAGCCUCAGAUCGCUGCUGGUGUCGCGGUGGGCGAUCUGGACCCUAACACAAAGCAACGACUAGUACUGCCAGCACGGCAACCUCAGCAGCCGCUGUCUCGCACGAGAUCAGCUCAAACGCCGGACGACAAGCAAGGCAAGACCAUUGCAGAGUUCUUCAAAGCAAGACGGACGCCUCUCGCCGAGCUCGAUCCGAACUCGUUCACACCCUCUCCAAGUCAGCAACGCUUGCUAGAGUCGCAACGCACCACAUCAUGGUCAGCUUCGCAGAUACAGACGGCACCGAUCUCCGCCAUCGGCCGAUUAUCACCAGCCAUACCACCACCGUCUGCUCCUCAGCCGCUGCGGCGGACCGUCACUGCUCCAACUGCCUUAGGGCCUCGAGCAUCGCCUAAGAGGCAGCGUCUGUGUUCAGAGAGAUUGUUAGGUUCCCCCGAGAAACAUGCGACGGGAUCACAGGCCGCCACGAGCCGCUUCUUUUCCAAACAAGCGGUACAGCCUAGCCCAUCAUUGCGGAAGGUGUCAGGGCAGAGGAAGCAGGACAACUUCGAGAUUUGGACCGACUUGAAGACUACGAUCAGCCCACCAGCGGAGCUCGAAGCAAAAAUGCCGAUCACUACCACACCGUCGCCGAAGAAACGCAAGAAGGUCGUCGUCUAUAGUGAUGCGCCGCGCGAUACCAUCGAGCUUAACAAGCAGACUGCGGACCAUAGGUCACUGGAGACGGAACCCGAGCGAGUGCCUGGGCACAAUUCCCUUCUCACGACUUCACGGCCCCCGGACGAGGUAGCCCUGCCCUACAACGUGUUCAGUAAAGGCAUCAACACAGCCUUCGCAGAUCUGAGGUCGAAGUGGGAAUUGAAGCCUGAAGCACAGCCGCGUCCUUCCGCGAGAGCAGCAGCUCCACCUCUAUAUGAUAUGCAACCAAACGCUAUACUCGGCAGAGCAUUGACAUCGUCUUCUACCUCGCUACGCAAGAUUCAGGUCGUAGCGAACCCGACAGUCGUUGAGACACUUGUAGCUGGAUCUUCACCAAUUCUUGGCCCAAGUGCAGUCGAUAUCGACAACGCUGAGGAUGUGGAACAUUGGUCGAUGUUGCAGGAGCGAGCAAGGACGCCAGAUCAUGUGCUGAACGCCAAAGGUAGUGAAGACUUCCUUGUACCGAAUAGUCCUGCCAGAAGUGAAGUUGACGAGGCGCAUGUACGGCCGAAGCUGAAUCUUGGGCAUUUUGCGUUCGCCGGAUGA
This is a messenger RNA of Recurvomyces mirabilis, 2208 nucleotides long. RefSeq names its product Rad2 nuclease (gene EXO1). Gene Ontology annotation, biological process: DNA double-strand break processing; DNA recombination; mismatch repair. Gene Ontology annotation, cellular component: nucleus. The record is from RefSeq and is a predicted model, not a curated record. Lineage: Eukaryota; Fungi; Ascomycota; Dothideomycetes; Mycosphaerellales; Teratosphaeriaceae. Gene Ontology annotation, molecular function: 5'-3' DNA exonuclease activity; 5'-flap endonuclease activity; DNA binding. The coding region runs from base 1 to 2208 and encodes 735 amino acids. The transcript has 2 exons.